This is a messenger RNA of Labeo rohita (rohu), 6749 nucleotides long. It is a transcript of the gene ralgps2, whose product is annotated as Ral GEF with PH domain and SH3 binding motif 2. Gene Ontology annotation, cellular component: plasma membrane. Gene Ontology annotation, biological process: Ras protein signal transduction; positive regulation of GTPase activity. The record is from RefSeq and is a predicted model, not a curated record. The transcript has 21 exons. Bases 360 to 2120 code for a protein of 586 amino acids. Gene Ontology annotation, molecular function: guanyl-nucleotide exchange factor activity. Lineage: Eukaryota; Metazoa; Chordata; Actinopteri; Cypriniformes; Cyprinidae.
AGCCCCGCCCGCUGUCGGAUCAACGGACACACAUACACGCACAUUUGCCGCUCCUGCUGGAACAUUAUAGUUGCGUGGCUGUUGUUGUUUUAUUUUGUUUAUACUAUUUUCUUGGCCCAGCGCGUGUGGCACGGAGUAACGGUCGCAGCAUUCCCGUGCAGGAGUUGAGCACGGAUCGUGAAGCGCAGGUUUUGUUCAGCAGAGGAUUCUGAGUGAAUACAGCCGAGCGAGUGCAGCGGAGGACGCAGCAGAGACGUCACCAUGUGCAUUUGACAAAUACCCGGGGGCCAUACAGGCGAGCUGAUGAGGAUGACGAUGGUGAGUGAGGUCUUACCGUAGUGUCUGAUGGUUUGAUAAUAAUGGACGUCCCCAAUGGCCAGCCCAGCGUCUCCACCUUCACGACCCCGGCCUCAGAGAGGAGCAGCAGUUCUGAGUCCCUCAGUGAGAAGGGCCCAUCGGAGCUCAAGAGUUUUGACGCUGUGGUGUUCGACGUGCUGAAGGUCACGCCAGAGGAAUAUGCAGGUCAGAUCACUCUCAUGGAUGCUCCAGUGUUCAAAGCCAUCCAACCUGAGGAGCUCUCUAGUUGUGGCUGGAACAAAAAGGAGAAACACAGUUCAGCUCCCAAUGCUGUGGCCUUCACAAGACGCUUUAACCAGGUGAGUUUCUGGGUGGUGAGGGAGAUUCUUCAUGCUCAAACUCUGAAGAUCAGAGCAGAAGUUCUGAGCCUCUAUAUCAGAACGGCAAAGAAACUGUGUGACAUGAAUAAUCUCCAUGCAGUGAUGGCGGUAGUAUCUGCUUUACAGAGCGCCCCUAUCUUCAGGCUCACCAAGACCUGGGCUCUUUUGAGUCGAAAGGACAAGGCCACGUUUGAGAGGCUGGAGUAUCUGAUGUCUAAAGAAGACAACUAUAAACGCUUGAGAGAUUAUAUCAGCAGCCAGAGCAUGACAUCCUGCAUCCCGUAUCUGGGUAUAUAUCUGUCUGAUCUGACCUACAUCGAUUCAGCGUAUCCCUCCACCGGCAGCAUUCUGGAAAACGAACAGCGUUCCAACCUCAUGAACAACAUUCUGAGAAUUAUCUCUGACCUGCAGAGAUCUGUUGAAUAUGAUAUCCCAGUAUUGCCGCAUGUCCAGAAGUAUCUCAACUCUGUUCGCUACAUCGAGGAGUUACAGAAGUUUGUGGAGGACGACAAUUAUAAGUUGUCCCUAAAGAUUGAGCCACCAGCUACCAGCACACCUCGCACCACUGCCUCUAGAGAAGACCUCACAGGUCCAGACACAUCUGCGUCACCUUUAUGUGGUCGUCGUGGUAAUGUUGCUGAAGGUGCCCUGCCUAAAAUCCCCCCGACGCCACCGUCGCCCCGGAACCUCAUCACCUACGGACACAGGAAGUGCCACAGCCUCGGCUACAAUUUUAUCCACAAAACAAACACGGUGGAGUUUAAAAGCGCCACGUUCCCCAACGCCGGAUCCAGGCACCUGCUGGACGACAGCGUCCUGGAAAGUCACACACCCACACGAGGACAAGCAGAGAGCUCAACACUGUCUAGCGGCAUUUCACUGGGAAGCAGUGAAGGGUCGGAGCUCAGUGAGGAGAUGUCGUGGCCUGCCUUUGAGAGGACUCGAUUCUACCACUCUCUGGGCCCCGUCUGCAGAGUGGGCCGCAUUUCCUGCAGAGGAGCGCUCAGGCCCAGCAGCUCUGCAGAGUCGGAGGAGCUGGCGGUGCAUCUGUACCCAGGAGCCGUCACAGUUCAGGGGGUCUUACGCAGGAAAACAGUCCUCAAGGAGGGCAAGAAACCCACGGUGGCAGCGUGGACUAAGUAUUGGGUGGCUCUUUGUGGUACUCAGCUUUACUAUUAUACUGCCAAGUCCCUCAAGGCCACAGAGAGGAAACAUUUCAAAUCCACCGCCAGCAAAAGUGUUUCUGUUUUGGGCUUGAUGGCCAUGAUGGCAGACGACCCGGAGCAUCCUGACGUCUUCCUGCUGACCGACUCUGAGCAUGGAAACUCAUACAAGUUCCAGGCGGGGAACAGAAUGAACGCUCUGCUGUGGUUCAAACACUUGAGUGCGGCUUGUCAAAGCAACAGGCAGCAGGUCCCAGCGAACCUAAUGUCCUUCGAAUGAGUAAGACCAGGGCGAAUCAAACACAUGGAGAGCUCUUGAGCGGCUGGAUGACGGGAGAGCAGAGGAACAUGAAGACCGCUGGGGACGGAGGACGAAAUAAAAGAGCAAAUGACUCAUGUUUUGUGUGCGUCGGAGCUUUUCCACUGCCAUCACCCAGCCUGAACCCCACAGCAAACUCCUCGAGCACCACUGCCUUAACAAGCAGAGUGUGAGUGUAUGUAUGUGUGAAAGAGAGCGACACAAUGCGACGCCCCCAGCACCAACGGUGUCCCUUCUGCUGGUUUGACCCGAAAGGACCUGAUUCCUUCUUCCUUUUACAUUUUAUUUACACUUCCUCCAUCUUCCAUCCGAUUCCCAGCAAGCGAGGAACUUGGAUUCCUCUUGGGCUCUUCUCGAAGAACUCUUCAUGGAGUUUGUUUACACCUUCUUUAUCGUUUGUUGCUUGAGUUUUAUGUAUUAACCAGUUGUAAAUCUAAUCAGCGCUCCUCCGUCUUUGACCAAACACACCCAGGAAACUCUCCACUCGCACAAGACGCGUCAAGAUUGCGUCUUCACACACUCAAGUUAGGCUAAUGCAAGCACGACACCAAGAUUUUCCACAAACUGCAAGAAAUGCAGGCAUCUCCAACCAGAAAGGGCUCCGAUACUCAAUGAAUUCCAGAUGAAGAGAACCUCUUUAUCUUCCAAAUGUCUCCUUCAGAGUUUUCUAUUCGAUUUCUGUGCUCUUUUAUGGAUUCUCUAACCUUCGUUUUAGCUCAUAUCAACACAAACACAAAAACUUGUUUGUUUUGCUAGAAGGCACCUGAGGUGUUCAAAACAAGGGUGUGUAGGAAGAACAGGUUGAGAAGAGCUCAUCAUGCAGGAACAAGAUGUUUGAAGCAACUCCUUUAUGGUAAGACUCGUACAGCUUCAAAACAUCUGCAAUAAGCACACCGGUUCAAUCAAACAGCUUUCGGAUUCGUCUGUGAAGACGCACGUACAUAAACACACUUUUUUUCAAGCUGUGAAUGUUAGUGGGCGCAGACGUCAGUUGGUUUACAUCUUCAAACUUGUAUUUAGUCCCAUUAUAUUUAGUGUGAACGAUGGGAAUCGGAGCAGGAGAUAUGGAGCAUCAAUGGCCCACUGCGAUUUUUAUGUCUUUUGCUUUAAUGUGGUUUUAUUUUGUUAUUUUAUUUCAGUAUUACUGGGAUAGUUGCACAUGUCUAGACUGUUUUAAAUUGUCUGUUACAUUAACAUGUUAUGUAUGAUUUUGUCUUUUUCGUUUUGAAAGGAACGCAACCUUGGCUUGGCUUCAGUGGGAUGGUGGGAUGUUUUCUUCUCGUUGAGCCAUUAAGGUUCUUGUUUGCUCAUUUAGACAGCUUUAUCAGUUUCUUUUGGGAACAAGAGAUGUCUUUUAAAGGAGAAGUCCACUUCCAGAACAAAUAUUUACUGAUGAUGUACUCGCCUCCUUGUCAUCCAAGAUGUUCAUGUCUGUCUUUCUUCAGUCGUAAAGGAAUUGUUUUUUGAGGGAAACAGUUCAGGAUUUUUCUUCAUAUAAUGGACUGCUAUGGUGCCCCGAGUUUGAACUUCCAAAAUGCAGUUAAAGUGCGGCUUCAAACAAACCCAAAUGUCCCAAAUGUGGUUGAAAAUGAUCCCAGCCGAGGAAAAAGGGUCUUAUCUAGCGAUACGAUUUUCAAGUUUUUUGACAUACCCCAACUGUCAUGAACCGGAAAAAAACCGUUCAGGCAGAGUAAGGCAAGACGAGUGUUUAACAAGUAUAGAAAUUGUAUUGUUUUUAUGAAAAUAACUGGUUGUUUCGCUAAACAAAACCCUUCUUCCUCGGCUGGGAUCGUUUAAAGCUGCAUUUAAACUGCAUUUUGGAAGUUCAAACUUGGGGCACCAUAGAAGUCCACUAUAUGGAGAAAAACGCUGAAAUGUUUUUCUCAAAAAACGACUAAAGAAAGACAGACUUGAACAUCUUGGAUGACAAGGGGGUGAGUACAUUAUAUGUGAAUCUUUGUUCUGAAAGUGGACUUCUCCUUUAAGCUCAGAACAAAUGGUUAGCGUUCUGCGGCGUAACAAAGGCGGGACGGGAUGAUUAGAUUCAUCUUUUGAUUUUUACUAGAUGCUUGCGGUGUAUUAUUUGGAACAUCAUACGUCUUGUUUCAAAUACUCUUGAGUAAUAACAGACAUGAAUCCAAGUUUGCUUGGAUGAUGAUUGCAGGAAACUUCUUUCAGAGUGUCGAAGUGCUGCAGCAUUUUUUUAAUUUGACCGAGAAUGAUAAACCAAAUUGACAUGGAUGAAUGGUAAUGGAGGAUUUGGCAAAUGGUUUUUAUUCAGGCCUGAUUUCAAUAGCAAGUUAUCGCCAUUUCCUUUUGAGUGGAUUUGAGUGGACUCUGAGGUUGAGGAUGGGAAACUGGCCAUCUUGCAUUGCUUGUCUUCUAAAACAAUAUUUUUGUAAGGUAUCUUUAACCUAAAAUGGAAAAUUUACAGGAAAUGGUUGCGUCCGGCACAGGCAAUACUGAGACGUUUGAGAAAUGCUGGUUAGCUGAUCUGGGGUGUUUUUUUUGUUUUGUUUUGUUUUGUUUUUUUUGUUUACAUGCAUUUGAAAUUUUCUGAGCCUUUAAAGGGAACCCUGGGUAUUAAGACUUGUAUAGUUUAAUAUAACAUAAAUGAUGUCUCUUAAUGAAAUAUAUAGUGGAAAACCCAUAAAACAUUCCACAUGGUUAUAUACAUAUUUUGGACUAUGGGGGGUGCCAUUAUUAUCGGUGAGCUACUGACACUCAACAAUGCUAUUUCUACUGCUACGCAACUCAAAACGCAAAUAAAAUAGUGAUAUGAUGACCACAGCUACUGAAAGAGCUUACAGGUGGCGAUGGAUAUAAGCAUAGCCUUAAAUCAAAUGCCGCACUAUCGAUUUUCCUUACAAAGAGUCGAAACGCACCAGGUUAUCGAGUGAAAUCCACGCUGAGAAACUCCUUCAGUGGUUGCGGCGUCAUAACAAGCGUCGGCACGUUUACAUCCUGCCAGGAUGGCAUCUGGCGUUUCUUGUCUCUGCCAUUUGUAAGCUCUUUCAGUAGCUGUGCUCUACUAAAAGCCUCAAAGGCAUCAGGGGUAAAGUGGAGAGAACAAAGAUUUUUAAUCGUAAGUUUUAAUCGUCUCAUACUUUUCUCCUUGUUCUUAUCACUAGGAAAGCAGUGAAGACUUGCAUCACUUCUCUUGUUGCCCUUUAACUGAAAUUACAACUAAAAGGCUCACAAUGUGGCAUCUGUAUUUUAUUUUUCGAGUUGUGUUGUGGUAAAAAUAGCAACAGGCAGUGGUAUUAGCUCAUUGAGUACAACUGUUUUAUGUAAUCAAAAUAAUGGCGCCCCCCAUAGUCCAAAAUAUGUAUAGAAGGAUGUGGAUUUUUAAAAUAAGAUAAAUCUUUCAUGGGUUUUCUACUGCGUAUUUUAGUGAGAGACAUCAUUUGCGUUAUAUUAAGCCAUACAAGUCUUAAUACCCAAGGUUCCAUUUAAUAUCAGGUAUUAGCACUUUGGGUUGUAAAAAAGCUCUGAGAUAUCUGAAGCUCUGCCACAUGGAAAAAGCUACGGAGGUCAGUCAGCAAAAUUAAACGUUCGAAAAGCUGUCGACAAAGUGUUUACAUGAUAAAUGAACGUGAAUUUUGUUUUGGUUCAAGCUGUGAAAGUGCCAUGAGGCUGUUGUGAAAGCACAGGCAGAGAAGUUUCAGAAGAUCUUGACCAACCACGUGAACUUGGCACCGUGAAUUAAAAGAGAAAGGUGUUGAAAAGGACAUUUUUCUUAGUGGAACGUCACGGCAGACUUUUACUGAUAUGAGUUAUGCAUCUUGACAAGUCUCCAGCCUUUUCCAGCGGGGACUUGGACCAAAGUAAAUUAUGAUGUUGUUGGUUUCUGUGGCAUUUUCUGGGUUUAUUUCUCUAAAACGUUCCUUAGAGUUGGAUGACGGUUGACGUUAUGGAAUAGCGAGAGCAAGAAACAGCGUAUGGUUAAUAAACAGAGACAGAAGAAUGGUGGGAAACGUGAUUAAGCUGCCUGUUAUCUAAUACAUUUUUGGACCUUUUCAGGAUUGUUUUUGUUCUAGUUGUUUAUUAUUUCACACUACAUCUCUUUCUGUCUCUCUUUUUUGUGAACAAUAAUGAAAUGACAUUUAUUUCCUCUAAAAUGUUAUUUUUGUUGUUGCUGGUUUGUCUUUUUUCAGUCUUUUCAGUGAAAUUCUCUACAUCUCCAACACACUUUGUACUAUUCCGUUUUUCUGUAUGUACAUUGCAUAUGAAAUCAAACACACACACGAUAUUGAUAGAUGGACUUCUCAUCUUCUCUGCCGCUUUCUUUGGCUGUUUGAACUUCACCGCAUCACUUGUUUUAUGUGGUGUUGUGUUACAUUGGAAUGAUACGAAUUUGUAGUAAGUUGAUUAUGAAAUGAAUUUGCUUGUGUGUGUGUGUGUGUGUGUGUCUCACUCUGUGCCAUUCUGUGUCACCUGCUCCCACCCACCUUGUAUCCUCCCUGUCUGACCCCACAGCGGCUAGGACCGAUGGCCCAGGCUAGCGCUAUGACCUUUGAACUGAGAGAUGUGCUCCUGGGUUCCAGACAGGACAAAACUAAUAAACACUUUUGGUUGUAUGUUUUUUAA